This is a messenger RNA of Choloepus didactylus (southern two-toed sloth), 1125 nucleotides long. It is a transcript of the gene RASL11A, whose product is annotated as RAS like family 11 member A. Gene Ontology annotation, molecular function: GTPase activity; GTP binding. The record is from RefSeq and is a predicted model, not a curated record. The coding region runs from base 143 to 871 and encodes 242 amino acids. The transcript is spliced from 4 exons. Lineage: Eukaryota; Metazoa; Chordata; Mammalia; Pilosa; Megalonychidae.
CAGCUCCGCUCGCUGCCGCCGCCGCCGCCGCGGACUCCACUUUCCGUGCGCCCUGCGCCCUGCGCCCUCGCCGUUCUCCCGCGGGCGAGUCUCCGGGUCCCCGGGUCCCCGCUGCUGCCCCACCGGCCGGGCUCGCCGCUCCAUGCGUCCGCCCAGCAUGUCGGGGAACUUUCUGCUCGCUCCCAUCCCCGAGGCCUCCUCCGAUUGCCUCCGACCCAAGGACAUCAAACUGGCCGUGCUGGGCUCCGGCCGCGUGGGCAAGAGCGCCAUGAUCGUGCGCUUCCUGACCAAGAGGUUCAUCGGCGACUAUGAACCUAAUACAGACAAGCUGUAUUCGCGGCUCGUCUAUGUAGAGGGAGACCAGCUGUCCCUGCAGAUCCAGGACACUCCAGGAUGCGUUCAGGUCCAGGACAAUCUCCUGCAGGUAGCCGACUCCCUGUCCAGGUGCGUGCAAUGGGCGGAGGGCUUCCUGCUCGUCUAUUCCAUCACCGACUACAGCAGCUACCAGUCCAUCCGGCCCCUUCACCAACACAUCCGGAGGGUCCACCCUGACGCCAAGGCCCCUGUCAUUAUCGUGGGCAACAAGGGGGACCUCCUGCACGCGCGGCAGGUGCAGACGCAGGACGGCCUCCAGCUGGCCAACGAGCUGGGCAGCCUGUUCCUUGAGAUUUCCACGAGUGAAAACUAUGAGGACGUCUGUGAUGUGUUCCAGCAUCUCUGCAAAGAAGUGAGCAAGCUGCACAGCCUCGGCGGGGACAGGAGGAGAGCCUCUGUCGUUCCCCGGCCUCGCUCCCCGCACAUGCAGGACCUCAAGAGGCGCUUCAAGCAGGCGCUGUCUUCCAAAGUCAAGUCCCCCUCUGCACUUGGGUAAAGCCGGCACAGACGGACUCGGUCUCCUUUGACCGCACAUUUGUGCAGCUAAAAAUGACUGGGGUGCCUCCUUUUUAAAUCACACAUUCAGAAUUUAUUUUUAUAAAGACUAUUGGUUUGCCAGUGUAUGUGUAUUUCUGAAAAUGCAAGCAGUAAUUGCCUAGAAGUUGGCUGGAUUUUUUUUUUUUAAUAAAAGAACUUUUUUUUACUGUAACUGCUAGCCACUUUUCCAUUAAAGGCAAAAUGGCAACAUUA